AUGCAGGUGGGCCAGAACGUGGCCAUCGCUGGCAGCUCCGUCUCGGGACCGCCGAACAUGACCAGCCUCGCCGUGAUGUGGUACGAAAAGGAGGUCGGCAUGUUCGACGCCGGCGGCGUAGCCAGUUACCAGUUCUCCAUGCAAACCGGCCACUUCACCCAGUGGAUCUGGGCCACCUCGUACAAGAUCGGCUGCGGCUACGCCGGCUUCAAGAGUGGGAUGAUGAACAACAACUUUCUAGUCUGUAACUACGGUCCGGCCGGCAACGUGAUGCGCUGGCCCAUCUACCAGCAGGGAUCACCGUGUUCCGCCUGUCCGCGCGGAACGACGUGCGGCGGCGACAGCCGCUACCCGAACCUCUGCAAGGCAGAGGGCGACGAAGUGCCGGGAGGAGGCGGUCACUCUGCCUUCGGAGAGGGUCAGUACGAAAAGCUGAACUCAGGCUCGGUGCCGGGGCGCAGUGCCCUGCUGGCCGGUCUGUGCGGCGCUCUGGUCGUCUGUGCGUCUGCCCAACUGCUGCCGUGA
This is a messenger RNA of Amphibalanus amphitrite, 525 nucleotides long. RefSeq names its product CRISP/Allergen/PR-1-like. Gene Ontology annotation, cellular component: extracellular region. The record is from RefSeq and is a predicted model, not a curated record. The transcript has a single exon. NCBI's taxonomy places the organism in Eukaryota, Metazoa, Arthropoda, Thecostraca, Balanomorpha, Balanidae. Bases 1 to 525 code for a protein of 174 amino acids.